UUAUCUUUUCUUUCCCUCUUAUUAUUUUUUAAAUAAAUACCCUAUGUAACACAAAACAUGCUGAAAUUUUUGUGCAAUAUACGUUAUAUUGCAUUGUGAUGUAUUUUAUACCUGAUACAAUUAAUUAUACAUUUACGGUAAAUAUAAUAUAAAUAAGUAUAAAUAGAAACCUGUAUUUAUUAACUCAUCAAUUCAUUUCUUUUACGCGUAUUUUCUUCUCAUUAGUGAAAAUUCAUAAUAAUUUCAUUAGCAUGAAUAAAUAUUAUUAAACGUACGACGUGCUGAAGAAGAGCUUAUUGUUCCGCAUUCCUCUUGCCAUGCAACUGCCGGUCAUAAUAGCCAGUCGUAUGCGAGCAGAUUAUUAGAGUUUGGGUGUAUAGUUAGCGCUUGGAAGCCUCAUAUACUAGAAUUCUAUUAUUACACCGGAUCACCGGCUUAAACUCAGUUGGUCUUGGCUCUCUGAAUCGUGAGAACAGUUUCGGUUUUCGUACACUUGAGAGCUGCCGGGCUGCCGCCGCGUUUGAUAGUGGCCUGUUCAUCAUUCUGCUGAGAGCACAAUUGUUCAAUCAUUUCCUCGACCGAUCGACGCGGCGAUCGUUUUUUUUUCGUGAGCUCGCUCGUUUGUCAUCGUUGCUCUUUAUAUCGCAUUGCAUAAUUAUUGUUUAGUGUAAACAGAAAAUAAAGUGUAAAAGAAAAUGCCAUAUUAUAAUGAUGUUCCGUACUAUUACGGGGGAGGGGCUUACGCUACUCACAGCUCGCUAAUGACGGGCGCACCACGAACACCCUUUCAUACUCCGCUGUCGCGUUUUUCACCGCAUCUGUCGACGAUUUCGGAAUCUCCGCUUAGUCAUUUGCAUCGUUUUUCGCCAAUCUCUGUGAGAUCGCCGAGACGAGUGAUCGACACGGCAGACAUCGAUGUCUCGUCGCCGAGAAUACUUUCACACAAUGGAAAUCCUCCGAGAAAUCGACUGCGUCGCGAUCGGCCAACUAUCAAGAUCAGAUCGCAGGCUCUAAAAGACAAUCCAGCAUUACGCGAGCAUUACGAGAAGCAUGAGAAAUCGGUGGGCGAACUUUUAAUGGAAAAGUUCCUUAUCAAGGACAAGAAAUCGGAAGGUGAUGGGAGUCAACAGGAAAUACGUCUGUAUCAUCAGAUUAAUUUAGAUCGUCUAGAAAAUUCUCAGGAGCGAGAAGCUAUGCAGAAGCGAAUCACUCGCAGAUUCACGCGACGAAGGUCAUCCGCUGAUUUGCAGCUCGAUCCUGAGCAAUUGCAACGGGAAGCUGCAUACGCGCAGGUGCAGGCUAAGGUUUUGGAUAGUCUUGUGGCCGAAGAGCAAGCUCAGAUUGAAAACGAAGCACGACGAGGCACUCCAGUGUUUCGAAAGGGAACGAGAGGACCGAACGCAGAGCACCCUUAUUUUAUUAGUAACAUUGAUUCCGAUACGAUGACUCAGGAGGAAGAGGAAGCAGCUACGAUGAAAAUGAGAAAAACUAUGAAAAAAGCGAAAAAGAAAAAAAGACAAUCUGUUGACAAAUCAUCAUGGACUGAUAAAAUCGAUAGUAAUCGUUCGAGCACUUCCAGUGAGAUUUCUGCUGAUUCGCAGAUAGAUAAUAAUCAGUCAAGAUCUCAGAUGUACAAGAUAGAGGCCUGUAACAGCGCUGGCGAUUUCUCUACUAUCUGGGUGAAUAAAAGUGCCGAAAACGAGACUCACAAACAAUCGACAAUUGAACAGUUCGAAGAAAAAGCGAAAACCUCUAGAAGAUUUGGAAAUGGCACGGAUGUUUCUUCAAACGAUACGGAUGAGGCGGAAACACACAUCGUGUUGCCAGUGCGAAAACCUUACAUAAAAGAUUCGUCGAGGAAUAGUGUGUAUUUAACGAUGAAGAAACCUAUGGAAACGCUUAACAAGAAACUUGUAGAGGUCGAAAAGGUUGAUGUGAAGGUCGGUGAAGACCAAUCGAGCCUAAUAAACGACUUCACCGAAAAUAAUGUUCUUAGAAACAACGUAUUAAAAAGUUUAACAAGUGUAGAUUCGGAAUCGAGUUACAAGUUUCCAAUAGCGGAUGACUUAAAAAAUCUUAAAGCGCCAAAUAAGACAGAGUGUAAAUCUAAAGAUAUGGCGUCUUCAACAAGAAAGAAUAUUUAUUCUUCGUUGAAUGAUAAUUCGUCAGAUAAACAAGAUUGUCGGAUAAACGACACUGUCUCAGCAGCAAAAAACGAUAUGUCAAAAAUCGUUACUGAAGAUUCAUCGUUUUCGAAGAUGGCCGAGACAGUUGUAAGUUCCAUACAGUCAAACGUUUCAGAUUUUGUUUCGACAAACAAUAUAUCAGAAAACGAACCGCAAACGGAUUGUUUUCAAGAAUUUAAAGAGACUUUUGUCGCGGAUGUAAAAAAAGAUGAGAGUCAAAAGGAUCAUAGUGCCGAUAGUACCGAGAAAAUACUUAACUAUCUAGAAGCCGAUUCUACUGUCCAAGCGCCGCAAGUUCUCACCAUCAAAAAUUCUGUCACUUUCGUUAAAAGGGAUAAAUUCAUGACGAAAGAGGACAGAUCAAACAUCUCGCACAACGACAAUACAACAACACAAAACAUUAUCGAGACCGAAGUCAGCGACAAUGUUGAAAACAGCGCCAGCAGUGUUACGCUCACGACAAAUAGUGCGACUUGUCGUCUGCCAAAACUGUCUAAAAUUAAUACGGAUAGAAAUAAUGCCGUAGAAGUGCCAAAUCUUUCGUUACGAGAGAUCGCAGAGUAUCUGGCGGACUCGCCGAAAAGUAAUCAGGACGUCGUCAGAGUUGCUGUUGUCACGUUGCCGGAAAAGAAGGUGAACAAAACGUCAAACUUGGCGCAAGUAACCAGUAGCGUAGACGUAGAUAAAUUGAAUUUCAGAACCGAUGCGACUCGACACGAUAACGCGAUCAAGUUGGAGGCUAAAGAAACGACCUUGUCCAAGGAAACAAACGACAAAGUGCGUAGUAAUGAAUAUUUUGAGAAAGGGAAACUAGUGAUGUGUGUUAAGCCGGCAGAAGGCAUUGGGCAGAAAACAAGGAACAAUGCAAAAAGGACUGACAAAAAUGCAUUAUUCUUAACAAUGACUGAUUCAUUAAAACCCGAUGUAAAAGUAAAUCUCAGUGAAACAAAAACUGACGACACAUCAAAAGAAAUAAAAAUAUUAAAAAUUAAUACGACCAAAAAAAUUUAUCCUAUUGAUGUAGAAAAGGAAAAAGAUUUUUCAAAAGAUUUAUCCAGUUCCAAGAAUAAAGGACCGAAACUCAAUACUAAAGUUCCGACCCUCUUAAAAAACGACGUGAACGAAAGCGAUAUUGCGAAUUCGUCAAAGAUUGAAAAAGAUGCAAGUGUAUUUAAAAUAAUGAAAAUCGGAGAUAAUAAAUCGGUUUUUCGUAACAAUGCUGAUGAUGAGAAAAGAGUUUUGAAGAAAAGUAUUUCCAUUGAUUCUUCGAAAGUAAUGAAUGAUCAUUUAGCGAAUAAUGUUUCCGAGAUUUUUCAACAGUCCAUAUCUAUUGACGAAAAAAUCACAGACAAGAGUAUGUUCGUUAAAAAGACAUCAAAGUCGAGAAAUUCUAUGAAUAAAAUAACAGACAAAAAGCCAAGAAACGAUCUUUUACCUCAAUCUUCCACUUCAAUUUCGAGUGAUGUUAAUGAAAAUGUAGUGUUAUCGAGGAGUACCUCUACAGAAUCUAUUGAUUUUUGGAGUGAGAUCAAAGCGCCGGGUAGUCCCGAAACGACAAGAUCAAAACAACCGUAUGGAUUUCUAAUUCGUGAGGCAACAGUCACGUCGCCUCUUAAGAUCGAAGAAGAAACAAAUUUGACGAAUUCAAAAUGGAAAGACAGUGUAAAGAAAAAUGAGAGCGACGGUAAAGCGAACACUGCGGCGGUCGAAAAUUCGACAGUCGGAUUUAGCAAUGUAAUCUUUGAAGAGGAAAAAAAGAAAGAGAGGAUUGUUUCGAAAUCUGUAAAAGCAAAAGAAACGGAACUCGUGAAAACAUCGGAAAUCGAGAAAAAGUUCCCACUAAAAAAGAAAAAAAAUCUUUCAAUAACAAUCGAUACCAAGGACACGAGUUCGAUCGUGAAAAAAAUUUCGUUGAAACGCAACGAGUCUGAUACAGCAAUUUCUGUAACUCCAGUUGAUGUUGCCAUACCGGUAAUAAAUAUAUUUGAAGCAUCCAAAUUAUCCGAAGAGUCCGACAAUCUGAAGGUCGAUGAAGAGUAUGAGAAUCCCAGAACUCCGACAAAUGAACUGUCACCUGGUCCCUCUUUGAUUAGGAAAAUGUCAAGAUGGAGCAAUCAAAACGAUCUGACAAACACCGAUGAUGUGGAAACUCCGAUCGUGUCGGAGAAGACCAGCCUGGACGCCAGCCCUAAUCUCACUCCUCCUCAAUCUUCUAACACAAAACGUGCAAUUAAGAAGAAGAAAUCGGCUAAAAAAACACCGUCAGAAAAGAUCGAUAGAGCCUUAAAGGAAACUCGCAGCAAUGAAUCAAUAACAACGACAAAUCAACAGAAUACGCUCACCGUUAAAUGCAUGCCCGAAAAAGAGCAUCUAAUAAAAAUCUCGCCAAAAACGUCUCCUAAGUCUAGUCCAAAAAGAAACGCACCCCUACAACGGCCGCUCGAUUUGAUAAGAAUGUUCUACACAACACCGUCUGCAUUGCUCACGGCUACGCCGCGAGAUCUCUCUAAAGUCAGACGGGCAAAGAUCAAAAGGAGACGGCAUCAUUCGCGUACACCAUCUAUCAGUAGCGAUAGUACCGGAAGUACGACAAGCACCGCCACAGGGAGCACGGACGAGAAUGGAUCGAUUCGCGUUGAAUUGGAUGACAAUUCUGAGCACAAAAGAACGCAUUCGACGAGGAGCAAUGAUUCUGGAUUCGACGGUUCACCGAGAAUUUCGAAUUGUGACAUGGCUUGCCACAAAAAAUGCGAAAAACUCACAGGAAAUCUAUGUGGAUUGAAUCAAAAACUAGUUGCCGAAGCAUUACAAGCUUUGAAGAAAACACCUUCACAAUCGUCGGACAAUCAACGGAACUCAGAUUCUUCAGAUCAUUUUCCGAGCGGUCGAAUAACGCCUCCGGCGACAAAUUUGCCUAGAUUCAAGAAAUAUACCGUAAUGGAUUUUAAUUUUCUUAAAGUUUUAGGUAAGGGCAGCUUCGGUAAGGUGUUAUUGGCUGAAUUACGCGACACAGAAUGCGUGUACGCAGUGAAAUGCCUAAAGAAAGAUGUCGUCCUCGAGGAUGACGAUGUUGAGUGCACACUAAUCGAGAGAAAGGUCCUCACGCUGGCCACUAGACAUCCAUAUCUUUGCCACCUGUUUUGCACUUUCCAGACUGACUCGCAUCUCUUCUUCGUUAUGGAAUAUCUCAACGGAGGUGAUCUGAUGUUCCAUAUACAGAAGUCUGGCCGAUUUCCCGAAACGCGCGCGCGAUUUUAUGCCGCUGAAAUUUGGUCUGGAAUGAACUUUUUACACAAGAAAGGCAUCGUUUAUCGGGAUCUCAAGCUUGACAAUGUGUUACUUGACUUCGAAGGUCAUAUUAGAAUCGCAGAUUUCGGUAUGUGUAAACUUCAAAUCUUCCUGGAUAGAACAGCCGAUACAUUCUGCGGUACACCAGAUUAUAUGGCGCCAGAGAUAAUAAAAGGAUUGAAGUAUAAUCAAGCGGUGGACUGGUGGUCGUUUGGAGUUCUGAUGUACGAGAUGCUAACCGGUCAAUCGCCAUUCUCCGGAUGCGACGAAGACGAAUUGUUUUGGAGUAUUUGCAACGAACGGCCGUUUAUACCGCGGUAUCUGAGUCAAGAAGCUACCGAUAUACUUGUCUGUUUGCUAGAGAAAGACGCCGGAAAAAGGAUACCAGCCCACGAAAUCGCUGUGCAUGCUUUUUUUCAGCAUUUGCCCUGGGAUCGAUUAGAGAGGAGGCAGUUGGAACCGCCAUUUAAGCCCGCGCUCGAACACACUCUGGAUACGAAGUACUUCGAUACGGCAUUCACGACCGAACGUCCGAGGCUCACGCCAGUGCCUGAACAGAUCUUAACCUCGAUGGAUCAAGGUGUUUUCCGUGGAUUCUCUUACACAAAUCCGAAUGCAACAGAUUGAUGACAACUGAAGGGGAUAUGUGUGUUAACGGAACGUUUUGUCAUCUCUAUUUUUUUGUACAAUAA
Monomorium pharaonis (pharaoh ant) is the source of this 6166-nucleotide messenger RNA. Its product is annotated as probable serine/threonine-protein kinase DDB_G0282963. Gene Ontology annotation, molecular function: protein serine/threonine kinase activity; ATP binding. Gene Ontology annotation, biological process: protein phosphorylation. The record is from RefSeq and is a predicted model, not a curated record. The transcript is spliced from 7 exons. NCBI's taxonomy places the organism in Eukaryota, Metazoa, Arthropoda, Insecta, Hymenoptera, Formicidae. Bases 696 to 6101 code for a protein of 1801 amino acids.